This is a messenger RNA of Microstroma glucosiphilum, 4079 nucleotides long. RefSeq lists its product as hypothetical. Gene Ontology annotation, biological process: exocytosis; Golgi to plasma membrane transport. Gene Ontology annotation, cellular component: exocyst; cytoplasm. The transcript has 6 exons. Bases 227 to 3835 code for a protein of 1202 amino acids. Gene Ontology annotation, molecular function: protein binding. The record is from RefSeq and is a predicted model, not a curated record. NCBI's taxonomy places the organism in Eukaryota, Fungi, Basidiomycota, Exobasidiomycetes, Microstromatales, Microstromataceae.
CGCAUCAGAACCACCACCAUCAUCCUCUGCCGUCUGCACUGACGUUCCACGACAGGCCCCCUCAAUCUCUCUGCAUACUUAAUCACCUCUCCCCGAUGUCGUUGCAGCAGUCGUAGUCAUAGCUGCCCGCUUCUGCACCUGGACUAGCUGCCCAACGGAGCUGAGCUAGGGAGCACCGCGCCCUGGGCGCUUGAUCGAACAGCCUCACAACAACCAUAGCUUGGUAAUGGACAGUUGGAAACCAUUGCAGCCGAACAGUCGGCAUGUGCCGUCCAUUCAAGAUGCAUACGCAGCUCCAGCGCAGUCUACCCGGCAGGCCCCGCCGGCACACCCACAUCCGCCCGCCGCAAGUAGACCUUCGGUGCCAGGUUCUAAGAGAGCCUCUCUCUUCUCCUGGAGUGGUCGCGGCAAUGCUUCCAAAUAUGCGGCGCCUCCAGUGGACGCCAGCUCUUCCUUGCCUGGCAUAGGCUCUGGCUCCAAAUGGGCUUCAGCCGCAAGAAGAAGGAGCGGGACUGAUCGUGCCAUGGCAGAGGGCGACGAAACCCUCAUCGGUAACCUGCCUGCACCGAUACACGCCAUGAUCGCAGAUCUGCUGAAUCUGCAGGAUGUCGCAAACUACAUGCUCUCGUGCCGUAAGAUUGCAUAUAUUAUUGCCAAAGAAGAUUUCUGGCAUAGAAGAGCUGUUGCAGUUCAGUGGGCGCACGUCAAGGGAGUCGAGGUGGAGAACGCUGGAGUACAGACGACAAUAUCACCUUCCCCUUCCUCAGCGACUCAGAUCAACGGCCAGACUCGUGCAGAAUCGCAGACACUUGCAGAAGAUGAGGAGUGGACGGACUUUUCUUCCGCGAAGAUGACAGUUGCUGCUUCAGGCGAUUCAUUCCGGCGCUUAUCGUUUUCGACAGUCGGCUCAGUGCCAGCCUCGUCCACAAACGCUGUCUUCUCCUUCAGCAAUGAGGUCUCUCUACCUUCGGGGCGCUUGUCACCUUCCUACUGCGCCCUCAGAUCGUACAAAAUUGCUCUGCGACCCAUCCUCGAGAGUCUAGAGGCGAGCGAAAGUGCAGACGCCAGUACUCUGUUCACUACAGCGACUUGGGGACCGCUGGAACAGCAGGCUCUUCUUGGCAAUCUCAUCAGAGCAGUCUUACCUGCGUCAUCGGGUGGUGGUGGACUCUUUCCAAUGUUCAACACACCGCAGACUGAUCCUCAGUUGCUUGGGACUGCUUCGUCUCGAGCCUCGCUGUUACUCAGCUCGACCUCACAGUUGACUUCGCAACUCUUGUCGCACUUCACCUCAUCGUGCGACCGGCGUUCCGACGCUCUCAGAGCUGCUGAGCAUGGCGCUACAGGGAUAGCAGGGGCCGUGAACCGGGCAGAGGGUGACAUGCGCGCCUUCGCAGCGGCCGUAUGGGAAUUAGGCAGAUCUGCUCAACGGCUAGUAGAAUGCUCAGAGAGUCUCGGAAGAGCUACUGAAGAGAAUGAUGACGCUGUGGACGGGAACAGUCACUCGACUAGACCUCGCAAGGAGCUCGGAGCGGAGGCCAAGACGGCGUGGCUAGAGACACAGGACAAGAAGAACCCCGUGCGAUGGUCCACGGAGCCUAGUGCAAAUAUAAUCUCGUCUCCCACUGGUCCUGCCACAUUGGACUUCACGCCGAUGAUCGAGACGAUGUCCGCAGUCUCUGCACACAUGCUGUCGGAAGCCAGACUCAUUGCGCAAAUCUUUCCGCCAGAACAGAAAGUUCUACUAGAGUGGGGCCAUAGGAUCGCCCAUCGAUUGGUCGAAGAAUACAUCCGUCCUCUUCUGGAGCUCGCGAAAAGAAGCUCCAUUCAUCUCUUCCUGCGCUCGUGUGCUGCCACUUUUACGCAGUCUCUGCGCUUAGUAGAAGCCCUUCUUGAGACCUCGAUACCAGAUCAAUUACCAGCGCCGUCCACUACGCACGAGACCGAUACAACAAGUGGUGCAAGACAGAGGCAGGAGUCAGACGCCUGGAAAGCUCGCUUCGACAAGGUCGUCACUCGCGAUGCUUGCUACGCGACCGUCUAUCAAGCAUGGGAAUUCGUGAUGACUGAUUACCUAGUAGAAGAGAAAGAGUGGAUCAGAACAGAGAUGGAACGGGUCGCAUACAAGUGGGAAGAAGAUCUUGCCAAUCAGGCCGCUGCUUCGAGAGUAGAUGCUGCUUUCUUGACAGCACAGAACCCCGCGGCGGUCAAGCGCACUGUCCUAUCAGGAUUCAAAGACGUCCUCUUGCUGCCAGUCACAGUCGUACCUCGCACUGCCGUCAAUGUCGGCGGAGCGGUCUUUCGGACGGCUGGCAAAGGCGUCAGUCACCUCAACCCUCUCAAGUGGCAAGGCUCUGCUGCCAAUGAGACAAAUCAGACCGAGUCAGGGUCGGCGGCAAGUCCCAGCGGUGAAAAUGGGUAUAUAGAUUUCUCGAAUGGCGGUCUGGACGUACAUCAGUAUGGCUCAGAAGACGAAGAUGAUGACGAACCCGGCAACUUGGAUGAAAGACUUGGGAGCCCCGACAACGAUGAAUGGAACGAAGAGGUCAAAGCUUGGAAGGAAGUAGCAAACAAGGCGACAAGAGAGGCAAAGCAAUACUCUGUCAGCACCGGACCUCAGCCGCGGAUUGGGACAUCCACAUUGCGCGCUAGCAGCGCACAUUCUAGAGCUGCGAGUGCGACGAGUCAAGCCAUUGCUCUACCCAGCACAGGACAACCGAACAGCAGGCCAGCGACUCCUAGAUCAGCUACGCCUACACCUGGGUUGGCUACACCGUCAUCGUUGCAGCGUAUGCAGCUGCUGUUGUCCUUAGACACGGCUCUACAGAUGAUACAUCUGAACCGCGAUUGCCUCAAGCGGAUUGGGACUUUCUCUGCUUUUCCUGGCGAAAUUGGCUCUCGCGUGCAAGAGGAGAUUGAAGAUGUGGCCGUUGCAUUUUUACAAUGCCUGGGUGAGCGUCACAUUAACCCUGGUUUCCAAAAGGCAACAUCACAGAUUAUCUCUUGGGCUCCCGCAGAGCAGAGUCGCAAAGCCGAUGCACGAAGCGGGAUAGCGACGACUGCUGACGAGGGGUUGGAGCAUGUCGAGCCACUAGUCCACUUCUUCGAGCUGGUCCAUGUCGGAGAUACUAUUGCGCAGAUGGUGCAAGUCUACUUUGACCAAGAGCUGUCUCGACACAUCGAUCGCGGCGACUUCUUCAAUUCGGUAGUCAGGGAGAAGAAGAGAUUCGAGAACGCGCUUGACGAAGCUGUCGCUGCGGGCCUCAAUGCGGGCGUCGAUCUUCUCAUGGGGCAGGUUGAACAUAUCGUGGCCACUACACAGGACCCUCGAGACUAUUAUCCGGAGAAGAGUUCAGACAUGGACCUUGGCAGGCCAACAGCAGCAUGUGCAAAAGCCAUCCAGUGCCUCCAGACACACUGCAAGAUGCUAGUAGGCUGUACUGAUAAGAACGUAUUGGAAGUUUUCUGGCAGGAGAUUGGGCUUCGGCUUCACACCAUCAUCUGCAAGCAUCUGAAGCGACAGAUCAUCUCGCUCGAGGGCGGCUUCAAAGUCAUCGCAGAUUUGAACGCCUACUAUGCCUUCAUUGCAAGCCUCAAGCAAUCGACUCUACUGCCCUACUUCGAGGCAUUGAAGAUGCUUGGUAACGUAUAUGUCAUUGAGGACCCAAAGGAGCUCGCUUCUCUGGUACGAGACACCACCGUCUUCCGUGGUACGCUCACUCCUGAGGAUCUUUAUGAGUUCUUGCAGGCACGAUGCGAUUUUAAGGCCAUCGAGAAGGCGGUCGACAAGGAGAUGUAUGGCUUCAAAGUCUCGGAGGAUUGCAAGGUAAUGUGAAGCAUGUUGCUGGUUCUGGUCUUGCCAUGGCUUCGUUGCCCCUGCACGCACCCCAUAAUGUCACUCUCAUCUCAUCGCGAUAUUCGACUACUCUGUAGCAAUGUGCUUUAAAAAGGUUUGAGAAGAUCAAGUAGGGCUUGCUUGUCAGCCCCGACUAGACAAAGGAGGCGUCAGCUUCCUUCUUGAGAGUGCUUCUGUCUUUCGAGACGCGCGGACGAAGGUGUUACAUGCAUUGAUUGUCGAU